AUGGCCCGCUCUUCUAGUAUCGACUUAGACUCGCCAGAUCGGCCGUUUGACAACAUCAUCAAUUUCCGUGAUGUCGGCCGAACAAUCAACCAGUUCUGUGGUGCACAGUCCGUGUCUUCCUGUAUUGUCUUUGAUCCCCCUGAUCUGGCUACUGACGUCGGAAAUAGGAUUUUGAAAGAGGGCGUACUCUUUCGCAGUGCCAGGCCCGAUGAUGCGUCAGAACGAGAUACGCGCCGGAUGGCGGAAGAGUUUCACAUUGCCACCGUGAUUGACUUACGAUCAACAACGGAGCAUCAGAUGGCAACUCGAAAACGUCGGGCAGAGAAUGUGAAUGCAGGAGAAAAUGCCGAGAUUGAUUUAACUCGAACACCGGUACCAGUCAAUGCAGACGAGCAUUUGCUGCAGAUUCCAGAGUCUCGGCGGUGCUUGAUCAGUUUGACGGGCAAGGGACUAGAGCGCACAUUAUUAUGGAAGCUAGACUGGAUGAAUUAUAUGUAUGCUCCGUUGCACGUCCUAUAG
Messenger RNA from Penicillium longicatenatum, 519 nucleotides. RefSeq lists its product as uncharacterized. Gene Ontology annotation, molecular function: phosphoprotein phosphatase activity. Lineage: Eukaryota; Fungi; Ascomycota; Eurotiomycetes; Eurotiales; Aspergillaceae. The transcript is spliced from 3 exons. The record is from RefSeq and is a predicted model, not a curated record. The coding region runs from base 1 to 519 and encodes 172 amino acids.